This is a messenger RNA of Aplosporella prunicola CBS 121167, 1764 nucleotides long. RefSeq lists its product as uncharacterized. Bases 22 to 1728 code for a protein of 568 amino acids. The transcript has a single exon. Gene Ontology annotation, molecular function: protein binding. NCBI's taxonomy places the organism in Eukaryota, Fungi, Ascomycota, Dothideomycetes, Botryosphaeriales, Aplosporellaceae. The record is from RefSeq and is a predicted model, not a curated record.
CAUGGAACCAUUGGAAGAACUAUGGACCACUCCACCAACCUUGCUACUAAAAGGCAAGCCGAAUCACCUUUACCUGGCACGGCUGCAGGUUCCACCAAACGCAUUGCCCUCAGCUACGAACAGGACAACAAGCGCGUCGCCCUCAGCAUCGAACAGGACAAUGAACGAGGCCCAAGCCUAAACGAUCUCCCGGAAGAGUUGCUGGAACAUAUUAUCUCGCAAAUGAGUUCCUGGGAAGCACGCGGUCUGGUGCGUGUGUCGCGCAAAUUUCGGCGGCUAGCUGAACCGCAUCUGUACUCCCACUACAUAUAUAUUGCGAACUACUUGGGAGACGACAAUGUCAACUAUGACAACGAGGAAAAAGACUGGCGCAGCCUCCAUCAUCUUAUCCGGACAUUGAUCGAGCGGCCGGACCUUGCUGCACACAUGCACACCGUCGAGACCAAUCAUAUCAUGUGGAAAGAGUUAGGUUUAUUGUCAGAAGAACGGAUGAAAAUAAGCGAGUGGCUCUGGACAGAAACGGCUCUGGACCAAAUCGAUCUUGAUGAGACUUUUAAAACGACCCUCUUCUCCCGUCUUCCCCCAGUAGAACAUGAGAGUGCUGCAGUGGCGUUGUUACUAUGCCUGUUGCCGAACGUGGAACGGCUGAGCAUGGAAGCUUCGUGGUUUGAUACAGAGUCAUUGGAAGGAGGUGACGCUCUUACCAAUUUAGUCAAAGCCGUUGUUGCUCAGACCUCGCAAGUUCCAUUAGAGGGAGGUCUCUCGGACACGGCUACAACAAAUUCGAGAAGACCCCUUGCGAAACUACGACAUGUGACAAUCACAAAUUUUGAUUCUAACAUGAGCGAGAUGUCCCCGAACCUGGUCAUGGCUUUGGUCGGUAUUCCCUCUGUGCGCGAAUUCCGUUGCGCGUGGUCAACAGAUUUCCAGGGUGGCGUAGUAUCGCCACACGCCCGCACCUCCAAUAUCGAGCACGCUACGUUCCUUUGGUGCAGGGCUAACAUGGAUGACUAUUAUACCUUCUGCAAAGUUUGCAAGGCACUCAAGUCGCUAUCCUUGGUUUUUGGCAGUCCGGGAUAUAACUUCGAAACUGACAACAACCUCAUGACGCUGCGCAGGGCCCUAUUUCUGCACACUGAAUCACUUGAGAGCCUUCUUAUAGACAUAUCAGACAAGCCAAGAUCGGCUGUACUUGGCAGCUUGAAACCGCUUCGCCAUUUGAAGGCACUGUCUAUCUCUGGACAGCUUUUGACCGGAUAUCGCCCAGGUCUAGACGGUCCAGACAACAGUGCCGCUCUCAUGGACCUACUUCCAACUUCACUGGAAGUUUUGACAAUCAAUAGCAGCGUUAAGGGCGAUACAGCACUGGAAAAAUUCCUCGCAACUCUUGCCUACCAUGGUAAAGAAGUUUUGCCGAAUCUCAGGCAGGUCGAAAUGCGCCCUCGCAAGACAUUUGUCCGCUGGUAUUUCCAUGAAGUUAUUUAUCUUCACGUUUCUGCAGAAUUACUCGACCAAUUGCGGCCUGUCUUCACGGGCUGGGGCAUUCGAUUGUUGGGCCCGGAGGGCGCUGACGAAGAUGAUAAUUUUAUAGGUGGUGGUGGUGAUGGAAAUGAGUUUUAUUCCUACUAUCCACGAACGAAAAUCAUGGAAAAUCCUCAUCAGAGAGAAUAUACGCGCAGUGCGUUUCCCCCUUUUUCCCAGGCUUAUCCGCUUUCUUCAAAGUUUUGAAAUUCUACUUUAGCAUCACACAUCACUUAGCGCUCG